Messenger RNA from Microthlaspi erraticum, 909 nucleotides. NCBI's taxonomy places the organism in Eukaryota, Viridiplantae, Streptophyta, Magnoliopsida, Brassicales, Brassicaceae. The record is from the annotation of a GenBank genome assembly.
AUGGAGGAGAUUUUCGCUCUGAUAGUCUCAAUGAUUCUCAUAGCUGCGGUGAUUCCUUUGCUCUUGUGGAAACGUCGGAUAGAUAGUAGAUCGCGCGAGGAAGUUGCAGAACCGCCGCAGGCUCAACCGCGUGAAAACGUGGUACGUGGUGGUGGUAAUGCACGUAGAAUGCGUCGGAGACCUGCUACAGCUUCUGGUGCUAGCUCCUCAUCUGCUGCAUCCAAUGUUCAAGAAAACAUCAGUGGGAGUGAAGAUGAGGAUGAAGAUGAAGCUGGUGGAAAUCAAGCAAGAGCUUCAAAGAAGAAAGAGAAGAAGCGACAAGAACGAGAAGCACAAAGACAGGCUGAAGAAGCUACACGUGAGUCAAGGAACACAAAACAAGAUUGGUAUGCAGACAUGAGGAGGAAGAAGGAUGAGGAGCGUGAGGCAGAGGAGCAGAAACUGGAAGAAGAAGAAAAAGCACGACAAGCUAAAGAAGAAGAGGCAGCUGCGUUAGAGUUUGACAAAUGGAAAGGGGAAUUCUCAGUUGAUGCUGAAGGUACUACAGAGGAAGUACAAGGUGGAAGUCAAGAUCUGCUUUCAGAUUUUGUUGAAUACAUAAAGAAACAGAAAUGUGUUCCACUUGAAGAUCUCGCUGCAGAAUUUCAUCUACGAACUCAGGAAUGCAUCAACAGGAUCGCCUCUUUGGAGAGCAUUGGGCGGCUCUCGGGGGUGAUGGACGAUAGAGGAAAAUACAUAUACAUAUCAAUGGAAGAGAUGAAUGCGGUUGCGGAUUACAUCAAACGUCAAGGAAGAGUUAGUAUCUCACAUCUAGCAAGCAAGUCGAACCAGUUCAUCGACUUGGAGCCCAAAGUAGAACAUCAGCUUACUGAAGAAAUCAGUGGCAUGGGAGAGAUCUCGGUUUCUUAG